Molecule: messenger RNA, 355 nt
Organism: Adineta ricciae
Lineage: Eukaryota; Metazoa; Rotifera; Eurotatoria; Adinetida; Adinetidae
Source: the annotation of a GenBank genome assembly
AAGAAGAAAUAGAAUUUAUUCUUCGAGUAUUUCAACUUUAUUUGUACAGAAUGUCGAUCAUUAUGCGGAAUCAAUUACACCAAAUCAAAUGAACGGAUUCGAAACACUUCUUGAUGUUGUCUCAACGAAUCGUCAUUUUAAUCCAUAUGAUUUAAUUACAGUACCUGAUAACAAGACUGAUCCAGAUAAUCAUUAUGUUUUUUCGGUCUUUGGUGUACUAAAUGUGCGUAAGAACGGACAAGAUGUCGAGAUUUUCGAAUUAGCUGAAUGGUAUCGGCAUGCAAAACUAUGGCAUGCAUGUCGACAGAUUCCAUUUUUUCGAGAUUAUCUCAUUCGAAAAGAAUUCAAUCGGUAA